AUGCGGGAUAUUCUGAGGUACCACGAUAAAGUCACUCCGUUGGAGAAGAAACAGAAGGACGGCCAGUGCUUCGUGAACGAUUACCGUGUUGUUCGCACCGUCAAGGAAGACAAACUCAGCAAAGUAAUUUUAUGCGAGCGGGGGGGAAACCUUUACGCCAUAAAAAAAUACAAAAAAAAAGUAUUGCUGAAACAAAGGGAGUUUCAUAAGAACAGCCACUGCACCCAAGUGGUGGUUCGUUCCAAAUACGACGACUUAAAAAACGAAUUAGAAAUUCUGGCAGACAUAAAAAAUGAUUAUUGCCUGACCUUCGACGACAUAAUAGCAAAUGAUGAUGAAAUUUAUCUUGUGAAUAGUUACAUGGAGAAUGAGGGGAUACUCCAGUACGAUGGCGUUUUUUUUGUCCUACGGAAGGAUGAGCCAUGGUUUGUUCCCCUUCCUGUUGUGAAAUGUGUGGCUAAGUGUAUCUUAAAAUCGUUCUUGUACCUCCACACGAAGAAGAACAUAUGCCAUCGGGAUGUGAAGCCGUCUAACAUUUUUUGGAGCCGGAGCGGCGCCGUCAAGUUGGGCGACUUUGGGGAGUCCCAGUACAUGGCCAACGGGAUGAUACGCGGCACCAAGGGCACCUACGAAUUCAUGCCGCCCGAGUUGUUCUCCAGCGGGAAGUGCUACUCCGGAGAUAAGGUAGACAUAUGGAGUCUGGGCAUAUCCCUCUACGCCCUGUUCUACCGCGUUAUCCCCUUCGUCCAGAAGGAAUCCCUGCUUCAGUUAUUCCGAGACAUAGGCAGAGGCCACGUGCAGUAUCCCCUCAAUAGAAAUUAUUUUUUAAAUGAAUACACGAAAAAAGAGGUACCUUACUCCUGUGUCCCCAGUUUGUUAAAUACGGACAUUGAUUUUUUGAAGAAUCUUUUGAGAAGGGAUCCAGGGGAGAGACCCACAAACACGAAUGGCUAA
Plasmodium fragile is the source of this 954-nucleotide messenger RNA. RefSeq names its product CAMKK protein kinase. The record is from RefSeq and is a predicted model, not a curated record. Gene Ontology annotation, cellular component: cytoplasm. Gene Ontology annotation, molecular function: protein serine/threonine kinase activity; ATP binding. The transcript has 4 exons. The coding region runs from base 1 to 954 and encodes 317 amino acids. Lineage: Eukaryota; Apicomplexa; Aconoidasida; Haemosporida; Plasmodiidae. Gene Ontology annotation, biological process: autophagy; peptidyl-serine phosphorylation.